AUGGAAAAAAUUUAUGCGAAACCAAAGGAGGUGUCAGACCUGGUCAAUACUCAGUCCUGGAUGGACAAAGGUGUGAGCUCACAGAAUGAGUUAAAAGAAGAGGAAAGACAACCUACUGCUUAUGGGAUGAUCUGCAACUUAACUGAAGAUCAUGACAGUAUUGAGGAAGAAGAGGAAGAGGAUGGUGAUAAGCCUAAACGGAGGGGUCCUAAGAAAAAGAAAAUGACCAAAGCUCGCCUUGAGAGAUUCAGGGCUCGAAGAGUCAAGGCUAAUGCAAGAGAGAGGACCAGAAUGCAUGGCCUAAAUGAUGCCCUUGACAACCUCAGGAAAGUCAUGCCAUGUUACUCUAAGACCCAAAAGCUUUCUAAGAUAGAAACUCUAAGACUGGCCAGGAACUAUAUUUGGGCUUUGUCUGAGGUCCUGGAAACUGGCCAGACACCUGAGGGGAAGGGCUUUGUGGAGAUGCUCUGUAAAGGGCUCUCGCAGCCCACAAGUAACCUGGUGGCUGGAUGCCUCCAGCUAGGCCCUCAGUCUAUCCUAGAGAAGCAUGAGGAGAAAUCAUCUAUUUGUGACACUGCCAUUUCUAUUCACAACUUCAACUAUCAGUCUCCUGGGCUCCCCAGCCCUCCUUAUGGCCAUAUGGAAACACAUCUUAUUAAUCUCAAGCCCCCAGUAUUCAAGAGUUUGGGAGAAUCAUCAUUUGGGAGCCAUCCACCUGACUGCAGUACCCCUCCUUACGAGGGCUCACUUACUCCACCUCUAAGUAUCAGUGGGAAUUUCUCCUUGAAGCAGGAUGCCUCUCCUGACCUGGAAAAAUCCUACAGCUUCAUAGCACAUUACCCUUCUUCAAGUAUAAGCUCAGGGCAUGUGCAUUCAACUCCCUUUCAAUCUGGUACCUCUCGCUAUGAUGUUCCCAUAGAUAUGUCCUAUGAUUCCUAUCACCACCAUGAAAUUGGGGCCCAGAUAAAUACAAUAUUUACUGAUUAG
This is a messenger RNA of Suncus etruscus (white-toothed pygmy shrew), 987 nucleotides long. RefSeq names its product neuronal differentiation 4 (gene NEUROD4). Bases 1 to 987 code for a protein of 328 amino acids. The transcript has a single exon. The record is from RefSeq and is a predicted model, not a curated record. NCBI's taxonomy places the organism in Eukaryota, Metazoa, Chordata, Mammalia, Eulipotyphla, Soricidae. Gene Ontology annotation, molecular function: protein dimerization activity. Gene Ontology annotation, biological process: regulation of DNA-templated transcription; nervous system development.